AUGGCAGAACACUGGAUUAAAUAUGUUAGAAGAUUUGAUAUUCUUUUAGAAGACGCUUUGAGGUUGGGUAUAAAAUCAACAAUGCAAAAUAUGUAUAAGUGUGUACAUGGAGAUGGAACAAUGGCACCAUCACCCUUGUUGAAAAUGGACCUCUACCUUGUUGGGAAGAAUAUAACUUAUAUACCUUCAAAAAUAGAAAUCCAAGAUACAUUCACGACAGUUCUUGAAGAAAUAGUCCAUAUAAUAAGUUCAAUUCCUCGUUUGUAUGAAAAAUUUUCGCUGCCUUCUGGUGGCUUGAGAAAGUUUUUUGAAGUAAUAGCUACGGAUCAAGAUUGUAAUAAAUUGCAGAAACUGAUUAACGAGGAAAUUGAUUACAAUAUUCAGUUAGUUAUUGAUCACUUAACUAUGUGGGAUCCUUACAUGCAUAUUUGGAAAGUAGACAAAGACGAAUUUUUAGAAAACUAUCGAUCUGAAAAGCAUACUGCAGAAGAAUUUGAUGAACUUAUUAUAAAUUACAGUAAUCUUGCUAACUCUAUUCAAAUUCAAGAAACUAUCAAUCAGAUUCAUUUCAUAACUCUCAACUCCAGUGAGUUAAAGAAGUCUAUUAUAUCUCACUGUAUUGUUUGGCAAACCAAGUUAGGAGAAUUAUUACGAAGUAUUACUGAGGCUGAUAUUGAUGUAGUCUACAAUUACGUCGAAAAGAGCAGUGAAGAAGCUAUGAAGGUACCGCAAGAUUUAAAGGAGCUCCAAGAAAGUAUUGAAACUUAUGAUCGUUUAAUAUCCGAAAUACCACAAAUGGAAAAAACUUUCCCUCCUAUAUCUGAUCAAAUGGUGACAUUGGUUAAAUUCGAGGUUGAACUAAGUUCUGAUAUGACGACACGUCAUGAAAAUAUACCUGUGCUAUGGGAAGGAUACUUGGGUGUCUUGGAAGAUGCUAAAAAGAAUCUGGAAGCAAACAAAGAAAAAUUCAAAACGGGCCUAUUGGAUCAAGCUGAGUACACCAGUGAAUCUGGAUCUUCUGAAGAUGGAGAAAGAAUUAGAGAAGCUGGAAGAAGUUUGGGGCUUGGUAAAUCAGUGGGAAGAGUCCUGGGAAAAAUAUAA
Spodoptera littoralis (African cotton leafworm) is the source of this 1101-nucleotide messenger RNA. NCBI's taxonomy places the organism in Eukaryota, Metazoa, Arthropoda, Insecta, Lepidoptera, Noctuidae. The record is from the annotation of a GenBank genome assembly.